Messenger RNA from Neocloeon triangulifer, 1723 nucleotides. It is a transcript of the gene lobo, whose product is annotated as dynein regulatory complex subunit 7. Bases 156 to 1550 code for a protein of 464 amino acids. Gene Ontology annotation, cellular component: motile cilium. Gene Ontology annotation, biological process: cell motility. Lineage: Eukaryota; Metazoa; Arthropoda; Insecta; Ephemeroptera; Baetidae. The transcript is spliced from 9 exons. The record is from RefSeq and is a predicted model, not a curated record.
UCGAUCCUUUUGUUUGUCUCGCGUCCACUACAGGGGAGGAGGUUGAUAACUUAAAAAAUGAUGCCGGUAAUGAAGAUGUAAAAUACAAAGUGAGGCCAAAGAAGCUGUUUCAAAGCAAGUACAUCACGAGUGUCGCAGAGCAGCAACUUAAUGAGAUGAAAAAGUAUGCGACGCUUCAAUUAGAGGAAGAAAAGAGGAAAAUUGAGGAAGAAGAAAGGUUACCGGAUGACCCAUUGGAAGGGCGCAGAGUUCAUUACUGGAUUGUGAUUCUUCCUGGAAUCUGCCGGUCGGAAAUUUGCAGUCCAUUUUUUGUUGAUGCGGCCUCUGGAAAGCCGUACUCGCUAGACGAUCCUAAUUUCUUAGGAAUAGAAUUUAUUUGGAAUGAUGAAAAUCUUUGGUUUUGCCAUAAUUCCCUCUCUCGAGAUUUUGAAUUAGAGGAUUCGACAAAGUGGGUACCUUUCAAAAACAGAGAGAAUAAAAUUGAGAUUCCUCUCUCUUGGAUGGAACGACUGGAUAUAUCCAACAAAGAUUAUCAACGCAGAUUUUACGGGGAGCGAAAAGAAAUUUUAUAUUUGCGAUGUAAAUUGAUAAAGUACUCUGAGUAUUCGAGGAGCGAUGGAUUGGUGAUGGAAAUAAUUGCGUACUCAGAUUUAAACUGGCAAGAUGUUUUGACAAAGACUCGCAGCUUUAAGCACAGAAUGGACUUUCUCUAUAAAACUGAAUAUGACGCGAAAAGUAAAAUAACCAAACAUUACUACUACAAUGGAAGAUGUGAUUUUGUCAAAGAGCUUAUAUUCAAUUCUGUGGACGAAGAUAAGAGGGAAAUAUUAUUUUAUGGGAAAUGUCAUCCACUCAGCCUUCAAAAAAUUUUGAUUGCAAAGAACGAGAUAACUGAACAGUUUCUGGAAAAUUCACAGGAGUCUUGCUUGCUCAAACGGAAUAUGAAAUAUGUUAUUCAUAGCAAUAGUGAGAAAAUUAUUCACUGGACAGAAGAAUAUUUCAGCGCUGACGGUAAAAAGCCAAAAAGCAAACAAAUUGCUCAAAGGAAAUUUUUCCAUUUGGAAGGCAAAAUUUUUUUGACGUUCCAUAAAAAUUCAGAUCAAUUAACAGCUGGGUAUUUUCACUUUGUAAAACCUGUUCAAGAAAAGGUAGAAACCUAUCAUCAGUACAUGCCUCACCAAAGUACUGCUUCUAAUAACGAACAUAAUAUGGGAAGAGAGGACGAAAAAUUGUUUAGUGAGCAGAUCAAUGACGAAGUAAAAAUUAUAGCCCACGCGCAGACUGCUUUCGUAGACAUUGAUAUUAUGCUGAAAAAGCUUUUUAAAGAGCACCAAAAUCCCUUGUUGAAGUCGUCAGUGUUUGACGAAGAGCGCAACUUGGACAUAGUUGAAGAUAUGAACACAAAGGAAAGAAAAUUGCGAGAAAAAUAUCUGAGUGAAUUGCUGGAUCCUGUUGACGCUCCAGAAGAACUCGCGGAAAGAAAAGUCAAAAGAGCAGGAUUGCCAGAGAUUGUUAAGAAAGUAAAAAUAAAUUGUGAACAAGUUUUAUAAAGUUGAAUAAUUAUUAAAAUGGAAAUUAGGAAACUUUACUUAGAAUGUAUAUUUUUAAAUUAUUUUAAAUUAAGUACUUUUUGUUUGUAAAACAUAUUAUUAUAGAAAAGAUGCAGUUAUGCUUGAAGUUUUAUUGUAAUAUUAUACCAACCUUCAUUGUAACUUCGAGGAAA